CGCCAGAAUGGCCACCUCUUUCGUCGCCCGUCGUGGCUUUUCCACCACCCGUGCCCAGCUCGGCAGCCCCUACCACUACGCUGAGGGUCCCCGUUCCAACCUUCCCUUCAAUCCCCUCACCAAGUACUUCUUCUGGAGAUACUGGGCUUUCAUGAGUUAGUCCCUCCGCGCCGGAUGAGAACGGCUUUCAUGGGUCAAUGUCACUAACUCCAUUCACUAGUCACCGGCUUCGGUGCUCCCUUCGGUAUUGCUGGUAUGUCACCCAUUGCUCCACAAGCACGUCCCUUCAGCAAUCGUCUAACUCUCACUCCAGUCUGGCAGACCUACAAGACCCGCUAAGCGCCCUAUUGUGCUGUGCAAUAUUCACGCGCAACGGAAAUUGGUGGGAUUCGGGGGAUCAGCGGUCGAGUGUGUAUCCUAGAUCGGAU
Molecule: messenger RNA, 428 nt
Organism: Aspergillus fijiensis CBS 313.89
Lineage: Eukaryota; Fungi; Ascomycota; Eurotiomycetes; Eurotiales; Aspergillaceae
Product: cytochrome c oxidase VIIc family protein
Exons: 1
Coding region: 8-160 (50 amino acids)
Biological process (GO): mitochondrial electron transport, cytochrome c to oxygen
Source: RefSeq, a predicted model, not a curated record